Molecule: messenger RNA, 786 nt
Organism: Venustampulla echinocandica
Lineage: Eukaryota; Fungi; Ascomycota; Leotiomycetes; Helotiales; Pleuroascaceae
Product: Proteasome subunit alpha type
Exons: 3
Coding region: 1-786 (261 amino acids)
Biological process (GO): ubiquitin-dependent protein catabolic process
Cellular component (GO): nucleus; proteasome core complex; proteasome core complex, alpha-subunit complex
Source: RefSeq, a predicted model, not a curated record
AUGUUCAGAAAUAACUAUGACAACGAUUCCGUUACCUUCUCACCACAAGGUCGAAUAUUCCAAGUCGAAUAUGCAUCUGAAGCAGUGAAGCAGGGUAGCGUUGUUGUGGGAAUAGUGAGCAAGACGCAUGCUGUACUCGUUGCAGUGAAGCGCAACGCAGAAGAACUCUCUUCCUACCAAAAAAAGAUCAUUGCCAUCGAUGAGCAUCUCGGUCUCUCCCUCGCCGGUCUGGCAUCUGACGCCCGCGUCCUCUCCAACUUCAUGAAACAGCAAUCCCUCUCCUCGCGCCUGACUUACGGUCGCGCAAUUCCCGUUUCCAGACUCGUAACAUCCAUUGGCGACAGGGCGCAGACCAACACGCAACACUACGGCAAGCGGCCCUACGGCGUGGGUCUGCUCGUCGCUGGCGUUGAUGAGUCUGGACCACAUUUGUUCGAGUUCCAGCCCAGCGGCAUGACGCAGGAGAUGGUAGCAUGUGCGAUUGGGGCAAGAAGUCAGAUGGCAAGGACAUACCUAGAGCGGAAUCUCGAGAAAUUCGCGGAUUGUGGGAAAGAGAAGUUGAUUGCACAUGGCCUGAGGGCAUUGAAGGAGAGUUUGGCGCAGGAUAAGGAGUUGACGGUUGAGAAUUGCAGUGUGGGUGUUGUGGGUGUGAGGGGUGAGGGUAUGACGGCCAUUGAGGGGUUUAAGCUAUUUGAUGGACAAGACGUCCAGCAAUGGCUUAGCCUCGUAACGGAAGGGGCAGAAGAAGGAGAGGGUGAGGGAGAGGGCAUGGAGGUCGAUUCGUAG